AUGACUGGGGUCUUUGACAGCCUGGUCUCAGAUAUGCAUGCCAACCAGAUUACCUCCAGCAGUUACCACCAGCACCACAGUUUGCACAAGCCGCAGGAAUCGCCCACUUUGCCCGUCUCCACCGCCACCGACAGCAGCUACUACACCAACCAGCAGCAGCAGCCGCCGCCGCCACACGGGAGCGGAGGCGGCAGGCCAGUCACAGUGGGAAGAGGAAACUGGCAGAAACUUACUCUGGAUCCAACCCAUUACCAAGAAAGGCCCGAGUCGGAGAAGAGCACGGUGGUGGAAGGCGGCGAGGUGCGCUUCAACGGCAAAGGCAAGAAGAUCCGCAAGCCCCGGACCAUCUACUCCAGCCUCCAGCUGCAGGCCUUGAACCGGCGCUUCCAGCAGACGCAGUACCUGGCCUUGCCCGAGAGAGCCGAGCUGGCCGCCUCGCUGGGCCUCACGCAAACUCAGGUCAAGAUCUGGUUCCAGAACCGGCGCUCCAAGUUCAAAAAGAUGUGGAAAAGCGGCGAGAUCCCCGCAGACCAGCACCCCGGCGGCGGCGGCGGCAGCGCCUCUCCGCCCUGCGCCUCGCCUCCGGCCUCGGCCACCCUCGCCUGGGACUUUGCUCCCCACCAGCAGCGAAUGAGCAACGGCGGCGCCAGUGGGAGCGGCGGCGGCGGCGGGAGCAGCGCGGGCUCCAGCCCUGGCACUCCCGGCGGGGCGGCGGCGGCUUUCCUGGGUAACUAUUCGUGGUACCACCAGGCGUCCAGCGCCGCCGUUUCCCACUUGCCCGCCGCCUCCCCGAUCCUGCAGCAAGGGCAGGCUCACCCGCACCACCAUCACCUGCACCAUCACCACCACCACAGCGCGGCCGUCACCGCAGGGACGAUUUUCUAGCCCCCCCCUCCCCAAAU
Molecule: messenger RNA, 902 nt
Organism: Gekko japonicus
Lineage: Eukaryota; Metazoa; Chordata; Lepidosauria; Squamata; Gekkonidae
Gene: DLX2
Product: distal-less homeobox 2
Exons: 3
Coding region: 1-885 (294 amino acids)
Biological process (GO): cell differentiation; negative regulation of transcription by RNA polymerase II; embryo development
Molecular function (GO): DNA-binding transcription factor activity, RNA polymerase II-specific; RNA polymerase II cis-regulatory region sequence-specific DNA binding
Source: RefSeq, a predicted model, not a curated record